CAAACUAGGUCAUUGGCCUCUUUAAGAUACACGGAUUGCACAUCAAAGAUCAUUUUAAUUUCUCUCACGCCACAAGUGAAGUCGUCUGAGGAAUAGAACAGAGCGAUAAAGAGCUUUUCUAAAGGUACCUUGAUAAGAAAACCCUGAUGUAAUGACAAUCUGUAGGUUUUGCUCGCAGCUGCUGAUGGGUUCCUCCAGUUUGAGAGAGAUGAGCUGAGAUGAAUGUCUCUUCAACCCUUUGGAAAUGCAUAAUCACUACUAUUACCUUUUUCUUCAGAGGCUGCCCUCUGCUCCCCGCUCUCUGCGAGCGCUUCAUCCACCUUGGCAACGUCAUGGUGGAGCCAGCUCCACCUUUACUCUUGGGCUCGGAUCUGACGGUGUACUGCCAAAUUAAUCAAUGUCGACAGGGGCACAAAUUGUCCCUGGAGCUGAACUGGAAGGACGUGAAGGGGUCCAAGAGAAUCAACUGCACCACGGCAGUUUUCUAUCCUCGUGUGUUAGAGCCACAGUCCUCUGUGGUCUGCAAGAUGGGAAGCAAAUUCAUGUCCACUCAGAGAAUCGUCAAUGGAAUGACUCUACAGGCAGGAUUGCCUCCAGAUAAACCUGGAAAUAUUACCUGUGAAACUACGAGGAGCUCAGAGGUAAUAAGGUGCUCGUGGCUGAGAGGAAAGGAAACAUACCUCCGUGACUCCUACAAUAUUUCAGUCAGCAGACAAAAUGGGACUCAGUUGCACGUGAUGCACAUCCAGAAUGCAGAAGAAAUCACUUUACCGCGAGCGAUCUUUGACCAAAACACUAAACACCUGUUGACCAUCACCAAGUACAACCACUUUGGAACAUCGCAGUCUGAUCCCUUCAUCCUCUGCGUGACAGACAUAGUGAUACCAGAGACCCCUCUCAUUGUUAAGAUGGAGUUUGGGAACGACUCCUCGUCGGCCAUUUUGCACUGGAAUACCUCUGAGUGUUCAGGGCUUCUCAGAGCCCAAGUCAGACUACGCUCACAUGACGCGCUAUGGGAAGCGAGGGAGGGAUCAGAGGUCCAUGAGGGUCAAAUUCAAGUGGACAACCUACAGCCUCUGACCGAAUACGAGCUCCAGUUGAGAACAUGUGCUUCAGCAUCAUGGUUAAAGCAAACCGAAGCACCCGGCUUUACAACAAGCCCAAGAAUGCUCUGCAGCCACUGGAGCCCAUCUGUGAGGGAGAAAACCCCCGGAAAACGUCCAUCUCAGCAGCUGCAUGUGUGGAGAACCAUGGGAGACAAAAAUCAGAUGAGGCUUGUUACUGUUUUGUGGAAGCCUUUGCCUCGGAGGGAUUACAGCGGUGAGGUGCAACAUUACAGGAUCCUUGUGACGGGCGGCCAUGAAGAGACCUGCGCUGCCCCCUCCAGCAUGUGCUGCGUUCAGGUACCGGCCGGCGUCCAGGCGCUGAGCGUCUGGGCAGUGACCUCAUACGGAGCGUCUCCUCCAGCCACUGUGGAGCUCAGAAACUCAGGUGGUUUGAGGCCUAUUCUGCGAGAGGUGGUUCCUGCAGUUGACGGUGAUGCCGCGCACGUCUCCUGGUCCCCCUCCACUCACAAAGAACUGGUGUACUACAUAAUAGAAUGGGCGAGCGUGCCUGCAACGCAGCUGUGGUGGAAGAGGGUUGAAAAAGAUCAGAACAGCACAUCUGUCACAGGUUUGACUGCAGGUGUGAGGUACAAUGUGUCAUUGUAUGCCGUGACCACCAGAGGUGUCAGCGCUCCGGCAUCCCACCUUUUCUACUCCAGAGAACAGAAGCCAGCUAGUGGUCCCAGUGUGUGUGUGCUGGCCCAUGAGGUCGGACACAUCCUGAUCACGUGGGACGAGCUGCCCAUAGACAAGCGGAGGGGCUUUAUCACAAAAUACACCAUCUAUUUGCACAGCCUAGGCUCCAGCACAGAGCUCAAUGUUUCUGCAUCUGCCACAAGACAGAUGCUUUUGAAGAGUCCAAACGGACAUCUGGCUAUUCAGAUGACCGCGUCCAACUCUGCAGGAGAAGGGCCUCCGGGGAGCCGGGUGUCCUCCUGGCCUGAGGCUCAUAGAGGUACUUUUCCUGCUGCUGGUGAGGGGAUCGUGGUAGCGAUCGUCAUAUUCAUCUUCACAGUCUUUGUGGUCAACCUGCUGCGCUGUUCUUGUGUGAGGGAAAGGAUCAAACAGAAAUGCAUAGCCAGGGGACCGGCGUGGCUUGUAGGAAAUGUGCCAAAACCAGGACAGAGCAAUGCCAUAAAACUACUUAAGGAAGACCGAUACCAGCCGUCGUUCUCAUCUACUUAUAGUGACCCCCCACUCUCCAGAAUCAUUAUGAUUUCCCAGGAGGAGAGGGAUGAAGUUUACCCCGUCCUCCACGUCGAAGUGUCCGAGAUCAGAUCCGAAGGUCCCACAGGGGAGCAUCUUCUUUCAUCCACUUCCAGAAGAAUGCUUUACGAUGCCGGCUACAAACCCCAGACCGCCACGCCAGUUCUCCUGGACGAGGAGGAGGCCGAAGAGGAGGCCCAGGAGGACGCCUCAGACGAAGAGGACGCGGGCUCCAGCGCUCUGGACGGAUUACUGGGAGGCCUGUUGUCCAGUGUGAACGUGGAUUUCUCCGACUCGUCUCGGGGGCUGAAUCUCGGCUCCCUGUUUUGGUCUAAAACCCCUGAAACGCGGGUGAUGAAUAAAGUCUUCUUAAGGGAGAGGAGGGAGACGGAGGACGGCGUCGGGCCGGAGCCUCCUUGUCUCUUGGAGCAGGACGGUAAAAACGCCCCUGAGGCAGAUGACUUUUGCUCACCUCGCUGUGGAUUUGAGGCGACGCAGAGUGGGGGUUACUUCCCUCAGAUAGCGUCCUACAGGGCUCCCACGCCAGACAACCAGAGGUAGCACCACCAUGGAAGAGACCCACACUGCACUAAUCAAUACGUCAUGAAAGCAUUAUUAAAAAAACACCACUAUCAUGCUUGUACCUUUGUUUGAAUCAUAUGUGGUCCAAUUUCAAGUGUCUUAUUAUUAUAUAUCAUGUUCUGUGACAUGUGUAACAAUGUAUGUGUUACAACGGUUUAGAAAUUUGAAGUGUCAGCGAGGGAGGGGGCAGAAAUGCUUCAUAUUUCUAUAAAUGGACCAGGAUUUUGAAGCUUGACAGCAGAUUUGCUGGCAAAACAGGAGACAUACAGUAAAAUACACAAGUCAAAGUUCAACAUCUGGGGUGCAGAGACUCUCACACAGAUGUUCACGAUUGCACAAUCUGUGGCCAACAAUCACCUCUCAGGGCCUCACUCGUCCAUUCGUCCAUCAGCCUCAAUCCUUUCGUCUGUUUAGUUUCUGUACCUUAGGCAUCUUCUUUUCAUUUCAUUUGGAUUUCAGUUCUUAUUUUAGGUGUUAUCGCAAACAAACAGCUUUUCCUUUACGAUGGCAACAGAUCGUAAUGAUGAUGAGGGAUACCAGCACAAUUCACUCCAUCAGACCAGUGCAGACAAGUAGACUUUUACAAAGUCUACAUUUUUACAGGAGAAAAAAAAUCCUAUCAUGUUUCAAAAGAAAGACACAUUAUCUCCAGAACGAAAUAGGUUCUGAUUUGAGUCUCUGUAAGUCAAAACUUGUUUGCUGCGUGAUUCCUCUGAUCUCCGUUCCUGUUUUAUUUUUUCAUUGUGAAUAAAAGGAAAAUGAAUGUAGUUACUUCUCUUAUCUGUGGACUGUCAUAAAAUCAUCGAUUAACUCUUAGGCCAUGGAAAUAUUUGGAUGAUGACUCCGCUGGUUGUGAUAAACAGGCACAAAAUGC
Molecule: messenger RNA, 3768 nt
Organism: Menidia menidia (Atlantic silverside)
Lineage: Eukaryota; Metazoa; Chordata; Actinopteri; Atheriniformes; Atherinopsidae
Source: the annotation of a GenBank genome assembly